AUGCUGAGCCUGCUGUGUCUGACUCUCUUCUUUGUUGGGUCCUCCACUGCUGGAAAUUCACCAGCUGUGCCUGAGGAUGUGCUGGUGGGCAUCGUGGGGGGGCACAGUGCCCCUCAGGGGAGGUGGCCAUGGCAGGUCAGCCUGAGGAUCUACAGCUACUACUUUGCCUCCUGGGUGCACAUCUGUGGGGGCUCCCUCAUCCACCCACAGUGGGUGCUGACUGCUGCCCACUGCAUCCACGAGAGAGAUGCUGACCCAUCGGUCUUUCGGAUCCACGCUGGGGAUGUGUACCUCUACGGGGGGAAGGAGCUGCUAGGUGUGAGCCAGGUCAUCAUCCAUCAGGACUAUGUGCACGGUGUCCUGGGUUCAGACGUGGCCCUGCUUAGGUUGGAGAAGCCCCUGGGCUGCUCUGCCAACAUCAAGCCUGUCAAGAUGUUCUCUGGGUCUCUGGAGGUCAACUCGAGGAACCCGUGCUGGGUGACUGGCUGGGGCAGGGUCCACAUGUAUGAGUUGCUGCCCCCUCCCUACCGCCUGCAGCAGGUUCAAGCGAAGAUAGUGGACAAUGCCAUCUGUGAGCAGCUAUACCACAACGCAACCAGGCACCGCUACCGGAGCCACAGGUUCAUCCAAGAUGACAUGCUGUGUGCUGGCAGCGAGGGCCGAGGGACCUGCUUUGGUGACUCAGGUGGCCCCCUGGUCUGCAGGGUAGCAGGCUCCUGGAACUUAGUAGGAGUGGUCAGCUGGGGCUAUGACUGUGCCCUGAGUGACAUCCCUGGGGUCUAUGCACGCGUGCAGUCCUUCCUGCCCUGGAUCACGCAGCAGAUGCAGAAGUUCUCCUGA
Psammomys obesus (fat sand rat) is the source of this 840-nucleotide messenger RNA. Its product is annotated as serine protease 29-like. The record is from RefSeq and is a predicted model, not a curated record. NCBI's taxonomy places the organism in Eukaryota, Metazoa, Chordata, Mammalia, Rodentia, Muridae. The transcript has 5 exons. Gene Ontology annotation, molecular function: serine-type endopeptidase activity. Gene Ontology annotation, biological process: proteolysis. Bases 1 to 840 code for a protein of 279 amino acids.